AUGUUCAAUCAGAUUAGACAGUGCAGUACUACUCUACUGUCAUCAAGCAGACAAUGCACUGCAUUGACCACCAGAUCAAUCUGGUCCUCUAGCAACAGCAGCAACAACAAGAUCUCAACAGGAGCAUCACCAAUGCGUUACUCAUUCAACUUGGAUGGAUCUUUGAAACAGAAGCAAUCAAACAACAACAAGAAUGUCAACAUGUUGCGUACCACUUCACCAUCUACAUCAUCACCAUUAUACUUUAAUACCAAUGAUAUAUUCUCACUAUUCCCUUUAACUAAUAGAUAUACACCAACGACAACGACAACAACAACCAUCAACAACAUCACCAACAACAAUAACAACAUUAAUAAUAACAUUAUAGUUCGACAGAAUGAUACAGAGUUCAUUGAUAUAGAACCAUCGGAAAGUGCGAUGAUACAGGAGCCAUCGACAUCAUCAAAUGGUGACAGUAACUUGGAUAUGUCUAGCAUUAUCAAGAAGAGGAGACUAAUGAUGACCAAGCACAAGCAAAGAAAGCUGAGGAGAAAGAUGAGAUCGCUCAAGAAGAGACUCGGCAAGAUUUAA
Acytostelium subglobosum LB1 is the source of this 570-nucleotide messenger RNA. RefSeq lists its product as hypothetical. Lineage: Eukaryota; Evosea; Eumycetozoa; Acytosteliales; Acytosteliaceae. The transcript has 2 exons. The coding region runs from base 1 to 570 and encodes 189 amino acids. Gene Ontology annotation, biological process: mRNA processing. The record is from RefSeq and is a predicted model, not a curated record.